AUGGUACAGCUGAGAGCAUCCAGUCCUUGGCGGAAGAUUUGUUGCAAAGAUCAACAUUUGAGCCAGUUGGCCUUGACGAAAGAAUGGUCCAAAGGCGGCUAUGACGCAAUCUUGGGAUUCUCACAGGGUGCCAUUCUGGCAGCAGCACUUUGCACCCGACUGCUGGAGAAAGGGCAACCACCACGUUUUGCGAUUUUCCUUUCUGGCUUUGGCAAACCGAAGCCUGCAGGUUUUACAUUUCCUGAGAGCCCAAUGCCUAUACCGAGUCUGCACAUGUGGGGAGAUGCUGAUGAGCACAUACCCUCAUGGACCAGCAAAGUGCUUGCUGAACGUUUUGACAAUCCACAAGUCCAUGCCCAUGCAGGACAUCACAUCGUUCCCCAGAAGGCCGCAGAUGUGAACAUCAUUCUCAGCUUCAUUGAGAUGAUCGGCCAACCCAAAGCGACAUCCAAUGGCAUCACCAAAACAGGUGGCCCCGCGUCGCCUGGUUACCCAGGGAUCCCCUGUGAUGAGCUCGUCGUCGCGUUGCGCCGCUACUCUGCGCCGCGGCAGACGGCCUAUGCGAUGGAGGAGUUGGAGCAUCCGGGGACCGGAACGUAUGAGAGGCUGGUGGCUUUGCUUCUGGGCAAAGACUAUGCAUCAAUGAGCCACGGAGCCUGUCGAACCUCCGAGGAUGCCGUCAGAGUGAGACUUGCAGGUGGCUGGCAGGAUGUGACUCUCCACAGCGGCGCCAAGGCGAUGUUGCUGCGGACGCCCACGGCCCAGUGGCUCCUGGCCGUGCUGCCGGCGGAUGUCAAGCUGAGUUGGAAGAAGCUGCGUGCCAUGCACGGCAAGGGCACACGGAUCGCCACCGAGGAGGAGGUGGUUGAAGUCACCGGAUGCUUACCUGGUGCAGUGCCACCCAUGGCUGCGGCAUUUCCCCGUCAGGCUGCUGUCGUAGCAGAUGUCACUUUGCCAGAGGUGAUCAACUUUAAUUGUGGCUUGCGGACCCGGUCCAUCCAGAUGAAGAGACAGUGCUAUGAGUCGGUGCAGCCUGCAACCUUUGCUGACAUCAUCGAGUGA
Molecule: messenger RNA, 1062 nt
Organism: Cladocopium goreaui
Lineage: Eukaryota; Dinophyceae; Suessiales; Symbiodiniaceae
Source: the annotation of a GenBank genome assembly